AUCCCUAAUUGGUACCUAUGAAAAGUUGCUCAAAAAAUUGUAAAAUUCGAAAAUUCCGAAAUAAUGUACACUAUUUGUUUUAAUUAGGAAACUAAAGGUUUUAAGAUCGCGCUUCGGGCUUCUAGUAAUCAUGUCCAUUACAACUCUGUAUUAUUUACAAUUGAAAAAAGAAAAUGCACACGAGGAUGCAAUUUGGUGUUGUACUUGGAGUAGGAUAGAACCCGAGAAACCGAAAGAAGGCGAAAAUGAUACAGAAAACGCAGAGGAAUUACAGGACUCUCAGAAGGAAUCCGCAGAAAAUUACAUUAUAACCGGUGGCUUGGAUGACUACAUAAAAGUGUGGCAAUUAGAUAACGGGAAACUAGAAAUUAAGCACCAGCUCGAAGGACAUUCUUUAGGAGUGAUUUCAGUUGCGGUUAGCCCCGAUGGGAAAACCUUAGCAAGCAGCUCACAGGAUUCAUCAUUGAUACUAUGGAAUUUGAUCUCGGGUGAAAAACUAAAAAUGUUUGAAACUGGACUCACCGACGUUUGGACUUUAGACUUUUCACCAGAUGGAAAACAUGUUAUUUCUGGAAGCAAUGCAGGGAAAAUACUCAUUUUUGGAGUUGAAAGUGGUAAACAGGAGCAAGUAUUGGACACCAGGGGGAAAUUCACUCUUAGUGUGGCUUACAGCCCUGAUGGGAAAUACAUUGCCAGCGGAGCCUUAGAUGGAAUUAUCAAUAUCUUUGAUGUGGCUCAAGGAAAAUUAGUACAUACCCUUGAAGGACAUGCAAUGUCUAUUAGAAGUUUAUGUUUCUCUCCAGAUUCACAGCUUUUAUUGACUGGCUCGGAUGAUGGUCAUAUGAAACUUUAUGAUGUAGUACAUGCUAAUUUAGCAGGUACAUUAUCUGGCCAUGCAUCUUGGGUGCUGUCAGUAGCAUUCUCUCCAGAUGGAAAGCGUUUUGUAUCGGGUAGUGCAGAUCGAACGGUGCGUGUGUGGGACUUAGAUAGCAUGCAAUGCCAACAUACGUUCAAAGAACAUAAUGAUCAGGUUUGGGGAGUGAAAUUUAAUGCUGAAAGUAAUAAAAUCAUAUCAGUAUCUGAAGAUAAGUGUGUGAACAUUUAUGAUUGUCCUCUAUAGAUGUUAUUUUUAAGUAAUGCGUAAUAAAUUAUUAUUAAGCAA
This is a messenger RNA of Bombyx mori (domestic silkworm), 1162 nucleotides long. RefSeq names its product WD repeat domain 61. Gene Ontology annotation, molecular function: protein binding. Gene Ontology annotation, cellular component: Cdc73/Paf1 complex. Lineage: Eukaryota; Metazoa; Arthropoda; Insecta; Lepidoptera; Bombycidae. The record is from RefSeq and is marked provisional.